Molecule: messenger RNA, 6636 nt
Organism: Acanthamoeba castellanii str. Neff
Lineage: Eukaryota; Discosea; Longamoebia; Acanthamoebidae
Exons: 32
Coding region: 1-6636 (2211 amino acids)
Molecular function (GO): protein binding
Source: RefSeq, a predicted model, not a curated record
AUGGUGCUGCGCCUGCUGCGGCUGCCCUACGUGGUGGCCCUCGUGGCCCUCCACCUCUCUUCGGCCCUCUUGGCCGCACCCCUUCAGCUCUACCUCCUCGUUCUACAAACUACAAUGGGUCCACAAGUGCUGGCACGUUCGAGGGUGCUGCACGCCCUGUUGUGGCUACCUCGAUGGGUCGGCUGCACGCUCUUCCCCGUGUUCGCUGUGGGGCUGAUGGCCGCUGCUCUCUACGCGACGCACGCCGCCAUCGAACACGAGGGGAAGGUCAUCGCCAUCAUCUCCACCGUGUCGCUGGGCAUCUCUCUGCUCAUCACCCAAAUCAAAGGCCUCUUCUUCCCGGCCAUGAAGAUCUUGCCCGCCGUAGACAUGGGCGAGUACGCCAAGGCCACUGUCGCGGCCCAGUGCGAUCUCGUCGCCUUCAUCGGGACGGCCCUGGUCACCGUCACCGUGGUCAGGAUCCCGUGGCUCGUACACUGGGCGCGAAGCAAGGAAUCGUUCAAGAAGGCCAACCCCUAUUUGCAGUACUGCUGGACGCAGCUGUUGUACGCUGCGCUCGACUACGCGUGUCUACCCUUCCUUCUCAUCGUGCUGGUCACCUUGUGGCGUCUGCCGCAACUGCGAAAGCUCUGGAAAUCCGCCAAUGGCGAGAUCAACCGGCGGCUCAACCUGGUGGCCACCGCUAUCAACGUGCUGAUCGAUAUCCCGCACCUCGCACUCACCGUUCCUCUCGUGCUCACGCUCUGGCGGGCGCCGUCAUUCCUCAGCAGACUGGCCAAGGCGAGUGUCGAGCAGUGGCGUGGCAUUUGCCUGGAGGAGUCGCUCGAGUGGAUAAAGGACAUUCCUUUCGUGUUUAUGGCUCUGCUCACGUCGCUGGCGCUGUGGGGCCGCUCGUACUACUUCUGGGGCCGGCUGUGCGACGCACUCGGGCAGACGGCGACCGCACCCGGCACGAAGUCGUGGCGCUGGUGCGUGUGGCAUCAGUUCCUGUGCGCCGUGCUCGACGUGCCCGCGUUCCUCUGCCUUGUCGUUGUCGUCAUCACGCAGUGGAACGCUCGGUCUCUGCUCGCCUCGCUCAAGGAAAUGAGAUCGAAAAAGCAACUGGGCACCUGGUUGCCGCAUCUUUCGGCGAUCAAGCACUUCCUGUGGCUCGUUUUCGACCUGCCCUUCAUCGGCAUGGCGGUCGUGAUCGCGCUGACCCUGUGGCGCCUGCCGCGGCUCGUCAAGAAGCUGCGCAAGACCGGCGGCGCCUCGCUGGGCCGUCGGCGCGCCAUCUGCGGCAACCAGUUCGUCUGCCUCAUUCUCGACAUUCCUUCGCUGGUCGCCGUCGGCGUCAUCCUCGCGAGCUGGAAUGCGCCAGCGUUCCGGCGUGACUCGGCCGGGCAGAAGAACAUGGCCUACCACCUCUCGGUCGCGUACCAUCUGGGCCGCACCCUGCUCGAGCUGCCCUAUCUCGCCUGCAUGCUGCUCGUCGGCGUCACGCUGUGGCGCAGCUGGCUGCUGCUCAAGCAGCUGCGUUCAACCAACGACAUCGCGCUCAAGAAGCAGGCGUGCGUGGACCAGGCCGCCUGCGUGCUGCUCGACCUGCCGUGCCUGCUCUGCGCCGCGACCCUGCUGGUCACCGUGUGGGGCUGGGGCGACAUGCUCCACGCGCUGCGUCGACUCGGCGACAAAUCCAGGCUGGAGCCGCACGCCGUCAUUCUGCGCCACACCCUCCGGCUGGUGCGCGACCUGCCGGCGUUGAUCUGCGUCGCGUUCGUGGGCGUCACCCUGUGGCGCGCGCCAGCCCUGCGUCACCACCUGCGCGUGCUGGCCACCCAGCACGCACAGCUGCGGCGGGACGACGCCAACCAAAAUCGAACGUGGGCGUGGCGACAGCCCAGGCGACAGGCGUGCUACGACCAAGCGCUGUGCGUGCUCCUCGACCCGCUGGCCCUGUUGGCCGCCGCGGCCGUCUUCGUUACGCGCUGGCACUGGCACGACCUCGUCGACGACCUCCGCCGACUCAACGCCUCCUACUGGCUGCCGGGCCUCGAAGCCCAUCGGGCCAUCUUCGCUCGUGCUCACUUGGUUCUGCUCGACACGCCGUACUUCCUCUGCCUAGCGGGCACGGUGGUGACCUUCUGGCGCCUGCCGGUCCUUAUCGCACGGCUGCGCAAGGCCAAGCCGCCACCGCAGGAGGGCCUCGCGUCGGCGCGCAAGGCCUGCCUGCAGCAAUUCGCCUGCGGCAUUCUCGACAUUCCGUGCCUCGUAUGCAACCUACUCAUCCGCCUGCUUCGCUGGAAUGCGAAGCAGCUCGACGCGGAUCUGCGGCCGAUGACGGGUCCCAACGGGCGCGGGCGGAACGGCAUGCGCUAUCACGCCGCUGUGUUCAAGAACGUCGGCGUGCUGCUGCUCGACACGCCCCACCUGCUGGCCAUUGCCUGCAUCGCGCUCACGCUGUGGCGGCUGCCCACGCUCGUGCGACUCCUACGCGGCGCGCCGACACCGACCGAUAGCGCCACCAGCGGGCGGCUGGCAAAGAAGAGGAGCGCGGUGAUGCAGGUUCUAGGAUGUGUCCUCCUCGACGUGCCCGCACUUCUCGCCUACGCCGCCGUGCGCGCCACCGUGUGGCACUACUCUGACAUGAAGCAGAAGCUCGCCGGCAAGGAGCUCCUGGGCGUCCACUCGGUUGUGUUUGCCAGCUUUGGGAAGGUGGUGCUCGAUCUGCCCUACUUCGCCGCCAUGGCUUUGGUCGCUGUGGCCUUCUGGCGUCUCCCCUCGCUCUACCGCCGAUUGAAAGCGGCCAAGAGUCUGGGAGAAAUGAGGAAUGCCAGUUGGGAAGUGCUGCUGUGCGCUCUGCUCGAUGCGGUUGCGGCUGUCCUGGGCCUUUUCUCGCUCCUGGGCGUUUGGCACGCACCCGCCCUCAUCGCGUCGCUCAAGACCGCCUCGGGACUCGACCUGCACAAGGCAAUCUUCCGCCACACCCUGGCGACCCUCAUCGACUUGCCCUUCAUCCUGCUGACGCUCAUGACCGGCCUCUUCUUCUGGCGCAUUCCCUCCCUCUGGACUCAGUUCGGCAAGUGCACCUGCAAUGGCGACAAGCGCUCCGUCGCAUUUGUGCAAUUCCGGCUGGCACUGCUUGACCUGGCGGCUGGCGUGGUGGGCCUGAUCACCCUCGUCACCGUGUGGAACGCCUACUCCCUCGUCGUCCAGCUGCGCGACGCCUACAAGCGCUACAAAGAGGCGACGUCUGGUGCGCACGUGUACAGCCUGAAGCAGGGAGCCCAGUGCCACGCGGUGGUGUUCUACAACUUCGCGCUGCUGGUGAUCGACGUGCCCUUCCUCCUCCUGCUGCUCCCGCUCAUCGUGUGCGGCUGGCGCGGCGCGGAGGUGCUGCGUCUGUGGCGCCGCACCGAUGACUACUGGGCGCAGCGGCGCGGGAUCGCCAUGCAGUUCCUGCUGCUGCUCUUUGAUCUGCCCGCCGCCGUGUGCCUGGCGGUCCUGCUCGUUUCCUGGCGCGCCUUCUCCACCGUGCGACAGCUGCGUGCCCUGUGGACCACUAGCACCACGUCGGCCGACGUCGCUCCCGACGCAGUCGCUUCCACUGCAGCCGAGCCCAGCGCGGCCGAGGCCCCGGCCGACGCCGUCAGUGGCGAAGUCAAUGCUGAAUCCAAUAGGCGGCGGAAGAGGAGGGAGAGAGCGGCGACGAGGGCGGUGGCCGCCAAGACCAGCGCAGCUCAGCAGCAGCCCACAUCGUUCCAUCGGGUGGUGUUCAGCGAGUUCGGCAGGCUCGCGCUCGACUUGCCCUUUGUGAUCGUCGCGCCCCUCAUGCUCUGGCGCCUCCCCUUCUUCCUGCGCCGACUGUUCCAGGAUCUCGACACGGCCGCGAAGCGCAGGACGCAGGUGGUGGAACAGGUGGGCGAGAUGCUGCUGGACUUGCCGUUCGUGGUGCCGUUCGCCGUGUGCGUGCUCUGUCCGUGGCGGCUGCCCCGCGUCCUCUCGCGCAUGGGCCAGCCGUUGAUGGCUGACAGCGUGAAGCGCGGCUACGUUCUUCGUUCGGCUCUGGCUGGCCUGCUCGAGUACAUCGGCGCGGUGCUGGUGUUGGUCAUGAUUGCAACGCUGUGGCGCAUACCGAGCCUGGUGCAGAUCUACCGCACGAUGCGUGCGAAGUCGGCUGCGCGCACGCCGGGCCUCGCCCUGUGGGUCCGCUCGCAGGUCGGCUGGCUGUUUGUCGCGUGGCUGCAGGACAUUCCCUUCAUUCCUCUCUUUGUGAUCACGCUCCCGUUCGUGUGGCGCUCUCGGGCUCUCAUCCGGCACAUGCGCCAGGCGCCGACCGACAAGGAGGCGCGAUGCGUCGUUCUCGGCCACGCGCUCAUGCUGCCUGCCGACUUCGUGGCCGGCCUUGCUACUGUGGUCAUCGCUCUCACCGUGUGGCGUCUUCCCUCGCUCGUUUCCCGCCUUCUCAGGACCCGCUUCACGAUUGAAGCGGGUGAGAUGUCGCACUGGCACGAGGUGAUGCUCACCGAGCUCAUCUUCUGGGCCGUCGACUUGCUGCAGCUGCUCCAGAUCCUGAGCGUCGUCGUGCUGAUCGUCCACGUCCCGUCUCUCUUCAGCCGCCUCUGGGCGCUGGCCAAGCGACACAACGCCGAGACUGGCUUCUCGUCAAUGCUACAGCGCAAGGGCCGGGCCUACUGGGCCUCGCUCCUGGCUGCGCGCCGGAAGAAGGCCCACCCGACACCAUCUGGCGCCUCGACCGCCGGCGGGGUCGAGCUGCCGCAGGAGGUCCUUCUACGCAUCUUCUCCUAUCUCACCUACGACCAACUCGCACUCGGCGCCGGACUCGACGAUUCGCUGUGGCGGACCCUGCUGUUCUCGGACAGCCGGUGGCCCGGCCUGGGGCCGGACUCGCCGCAGGUGGUCAAGAACCAGCGGAGGUGCAAGACCCUGAAGCAGCUCUUCCGCUACAAGCACCUGGGGUGGCAGAACCAGCAGCGCGUUCUAUUGGCCCUCUCCCCGGGCGCCAACGACUACAAGCUCGGUUACCGCUACGUCAUCCAUCAGGAGUUCUUCCUGGCGUUGAAGCACAUUCCGGCCACGAUCAUGCUGCCGGUGAAGUUGGCGGGCUACGUCCUGACGCCGGUGCUCGAUCGCGCGAUCGCACUGCGAUGGUUCGUCCUGCCAGCCACCAUUUGCGACGGCCGCCUCUUCUCUCUCCCACGAUGGAGCGGCUACAAGACCUUUUGGUACAUGGAGCUGUACCUGCUCGUGAGGUUGGCGCAGUGCGUCGGUCUGUUGAUCAACGACCUGCUCACUCUCCUCGUCCUGCCACUCUAUCUGGUCUACGUCGCCGCGACGCUCGGAUCGCCGCUUUGGAGUCCACAACGAAUUGCGCCACAUUGGCUGCGGCUGGUGAUCCACGCCCUGAGCGGCGCCUCGUAUCUCCUCGUGCUCGCCUACCAGCUCGCCCUUGCCCUCUACCUCUCCGCCGUCUGGGUCGUGUACGUGGAGACCCACUGGGCCGACCUGUCGUGGCUCCAAUUCAUCUUCGGCUCGGUUGGCUGGUUACUGGCGUACCCGAGCGCACUUCUCGUCUGCUCCCUGCAAAACCGACUCUUCCGCCAGUGGGUGCCGAUGUACCAGCCCGGCGUCAUGUGGGCCUGGCUUUACCGCAGGCUGCGGAGUGCCGCUGGUGCCUCGAUGCGUUUCACCAUGCAGGUCUUCCAGGUGACCGCAGAGCACGUGGCGUGGGCGUGUCGCCUCGUUCUUCGCCAGCUGCGCCGAGCGCGCGACGCUUUGGUGCUCGUCGUGCGCCGUAUUGCAUCAUCCGUGCUCAACGCCGUCCUCAAAUUGUGGAUGGUCUUCCAAAAGGCGCUGGGCGGCAACAACCGCCUCCUGGUGCGCAUGACCAGGUGGUGCUACGCCAACGGAAAUGUGGGCAAUCUGCUGCUCACGGCGCUGGUGCCGCUCUGGAUGUUCUGGCCACUGGCGCUGCCCCUGGUCCUGGGCAGCACCGCCCUCUACAUUCCAGCCGUGCUCCUCUGCACCCGCCUCUUCUUCACCGGCUACAAGAUCGUCGACCGCAACUGGGGCGACAAGUUUCUGGAGCACAAGUUGAAGGUCGAGUCGGUGACCAUGGAGAUCGGACCUGUGGAAGGCCACGGCAUUCGCGUCUCCCUCCGCGCCACCAAGCCCAAAGGGCUGGAGCUGAAGGACUUCCGGUUGCACCUGGAGGGGAAACGCUUCUGGGGCCUGCUCAAGAAGCUGGUGGGCUCGGGCCUGAUCAGCACCUUCAAGUGGACCAUGCACCCGCUCAACAUCAAGCCCUUCAUGACCCCCGACACCUUCCCGGCCGACUCGACCCGCUUCGACACAGUGGUUUCGUUUGGUACGGAGGGCAAGAUUCACAUCAGCCAGGCCACAAUCAUGAGCAAGCUCAAGGAGCUCAGGGACGCUGGCGAUUGCGAGCUGGACCUGCGGCUGGAGUACGGCGAGAAUAGCUUUGGGUGGACCGCGCUGGGCACGCUGGCCGUGGUCUCCACGCGCCCGUCGCAGAUGCUGGCCCUCGCCAACACUUCGGGCUCCUUCACCAUCAAGUCGCCUCCGGCCCCGUCCUCCUCUUCAUCUUCGUCAUCGUCUUCUUCAUCCAGCUCUUAA